Coregonus sp. 'balchen' is the source of this 7825-nucleotide messenger RNA. NCBI's taxonomy places the organism in Eukaryota, Metazoa, Chordata, Actinopteri, Salmoniformes, Salmonidae. The record is from the annotation of a GenBank genome assembly.
AUGUGCAUAGGGGACAUGCACUAUGCAGGCAGCUGGUGGGUCUAAGGGUUUGGCCACUUUGUGAACCACUCUUCCAUGGAGUACUGGAAGCACAGUCACAGAGGGUGCUGUUUGACUCUUGUAGUGGUCCUGAAACCUUGUCAAGUGUGUCCACUGGCAGAGGCAGUCUCUAGACCAAUGACAGCCAGAGGACACAUUUGGAGUAAGACAAGUUGCAAGCUUCUGCAUUGUGAGUUUUUCUCUCUCUCUCUCUGCUGCACUUGGACGUGAUUGUGUCAGACUGGGUUGGUUGUGUGAGUCUGUCCGUGUACUCUCUGAGCACUGGAGUGAGGUGAGGGAGAACUGGAGGACCCUUCUCAGUGUGUGCGUGUGUGUGUGUGUGUGUGUGGGGGGGGGGGGGGGUGCUAGCUUGCAGGAGUGUAUGCGGAAGCGGCUCUGACAUAGAGCAAUGCAACAGGUGCACUGUCCCAACAGCUGAAGAAGCUGCUCUUUGAAGCUGAACAGUAUAGGGAUUUGUCUUUGUGUCAACUUGGCAUGUCUCCCUUGUUUCUCUUAGAGGACCAAUGUAGCUGUAUGAGCAUGGGGUCUAGUGUCAAAUAGAUUUUGGUCAUGUUUGCACACGCAGCAGAAAUCCCCUGGGUCUGUCUAUUGGCUUUAGUUUCAGUAUAUAUGAAUGGACAAAGCCAUCAAUUACGUGACACCAUUCAUUCCUAUGUGAAGACUUGAUAGCUCAUUGAUGUCUGUGCUGCCACCUCUCAUUGAGUCACUCAAGUUGAAGGCCGACCGGGGUACUGCAUGCUGCCAUUAACAACUACAUCAUCCUGAUAACUUCUUCUGUGUGUGAUUUUAAAAUAAUCUGUUUAAGGACAUACAUCUGGUGUAGCCUAUUAGAAGCAAUUAUUAUAAUUUUUUACACAAAGAUUGACCACGAAGAUUGCAAUUUUUCUAUUGACUAUAAUAGGGUAGGGCUUGGGCAUGAGUAAUCGAGUACUCAAGUACUCGAAUGGAUGUCAAAACUCGAUCUUAACCAGAGAUGUAAAAAAAAUUAUGGAAUGUGCUUUGUGCCAGCCUGAAAUGGCAAGUGAAAAAUGUGCUUUGACAAAAAAGAAACCAAGCCAAGCAUCACACAGUUCUUCUCCCUAAAUUCCCUUUCCCCUCUGUGUUUCAUUUACUCAAUUGCAUUCCGAACAUUCCCUCCACACACACGUGCUGAGUGCCCACACAAGCUCCAGUUAAACCUACAGAAAUGUAUAUAAAAACGUAUCUAACACAAUCUACAUUCCUUGCCAAAUGACGACAGUUUUAUCACAAAUUCAAAAUGGACUGGUUGAUUGAGGUACGAAAAUAUGUGUUCCAACAAUGAGCUGCAGUUUUUGAAUGAUUGCCUUCCGUCUAUUUUCGGCUUAGGCUACUUUGUGAACUGCUAGUGCCAUUUAGAAUUGGUUAGCCUAGGCCAUAACCCCCCUAAACAUAGACAGGUUCCACACUGAAAAUAUACAAAAACAUUAGUUUGAUAAAGACAAAGAGCGUAUUUUCAUCAGAAUCAUUAAACAUAGGCCUACUCACCAAAAAUAUCAUCACCAUUUAGUGUUCAAUGUGGAAUUGUUAAUCCAUUUGGAAAAUUACAAAGAACAGUCAGAAUAAACUAAAAUGAACAUCUGUAUAUCGAAAAGAAGACUGAUUUUAGUUUGUAACCCUGAAAAAAAUAGUCGUUCAACUUGCCAAAUUGAGCCCCGUUUCAAAUGAUCACUCUUUGAGAAUAACUGCCCUUGACGCGAGAUGCGCAUCACUUCGCAUUGGCAGCUUUUUUCAUUUGGAAAAAUAUUCUAUUCUAUUUAUUAUAUUACAUCAUGUUUUAAAAAAAAACUAUAAAAUAGGUGUGUCUUGACCAUGAUAAGGGCUUGGGAAGUAAGAGUGUCUUGUCUGCUAAAUUAACUAAACAAGGCUAUGCCAUUCUAUGCACUGCUGAGGUUACUGCCUAUUUGAAGAUUGUGUUCCACAAUAUUAUAUAACCAGUUGAUAUUACGGUUUCAAUAAAUGAAUCUUAAAUAGCACUAAUGGUUUUGAUAAAUUAGGUAUUGUUGCGCACUGUUGGCAUAUAGAUAAAUGCACACAUCUUUUUUUCCACUGAGAGCCUUGUGCUCUAAAAAAAAUAAUAUAUUUCUCCAUUGAAGUACUUGAAAAUAAAUUGUGCGAGUACUAGAACAGUCAAAAAAUGUCAAAUGCCCAUUCCUAUAAUCCUGUUUUCUGCUAACAAUGCCUGCAGUACCACAAUCCUCCUUGAACUUCUGUGGCUUCAAUGAGAGGGGGCAGUCGUUCUCCCCUGGUGACCAAUGAACAUAUUUCAAUGAUUCGACCUUGCGAUUCGUGCGUAAUGUUUGACAGACACUUUACAAAUAAGACUUUAUUAAUUUGGCAUCAUCACGUUAAAAACAUGGUACACGCGUUUGGGCAGUGGCCUUCAUCAGUGUCAGACUUUGUCUUAUUUGAGCUCUUUAGGACUAUAGACUGUUGUUGAACCUUUUGAUUAUUACAGCAUGUACAGCAAAGCAUUUGAAGACUAUUGAAUGUACUGUGAUAUGCUGUCUGUUGUUUAGGAGUCCAGAGGGGGCGAAGGCUGCUCCCUACAUCCAGGACAUGGAGCUGAGGGAGGAAUGGCAGGAUGAGGAGUUCCCCAGGUCAGAGACAAACCUAACCCUGACCUUUAACCUUACCCCCCUGACCACAUGACCUGUAAACCCCAGCCUGUUCACCAUGAAAAUCUUAAACAAUAUUUUAGGUCCCUGCAAAGAAUGAUUUUUGGUUAUGACCAGGUAAGAAAGCAGUUCUAUGCUUUUUCAGGUAUUUUGUAUUUUCCCCCUAGACCGCUUCCUGAAGAUGCCCAUAGUCCUGAGACCCCAGGAGAAAAUGCAGAGAGACCAGGUAAAUCCCUAAUACCCAUAUGUCUGCAAAGGCCUUAUUCCUAAAGUACUGUACCAUAUCCCACAAUACCUGUGUGUGCCACUCCCCCAGCUCCACCCACCAGCCUGGCCCUUUCAGGAAACCCCAUAAGGAAGAAGCGUCUGGUGGCGCCCACCCUCAGCCUGACCCUGUCCCGCACCGACUCAGCAGACCGCAGUGUGAAGUCGGGGGACACCGGGUACUCCGCCGCCGCUCUCUCACCCGACGAAGACGACACGGACCUGGACAUCAACCUGGAGGCCCUGGAGACGCCCUCAGACAGCGAGUCCUGCAACUUCCCUGACAGCAUGCACGAACUGGAGUGGGAGGGUGAGAGAGGGGACACGAACUGGAGUGGGAGGGUGAGAGAAGAGGGGAUGGGGACAGUGGGGAGAGGGGUGUGGGAGAGAGACUGCAUGCACGAACUGGAGUGGGAGGGUGAAAGCGAGAGGGGGUGGUAUGGGGGUGGGGAGAGAGACAGAAGCGGUGUGGGGGUAGCAUGAACUGGAGUGGGAGGUCAGAAAACAGAGAGAGAGAAAGAGAGAGAAAAAGAGUGAGUGUGAGAGAGCGAGAGAGCAAGAGAGCAAGAGAGAGAAAUUCCAAUUUGGAACAUAGUAUUCUUCCAUUCCAUUUUAUAAUUCUGAAUUCCGUUCUGAAAUGGAAUGGUAUGAUGCUUGCACAAUCUAAUCCCGCUAUUCUUGACCUUCAUCUGACCUCUGAUGACCCCCCCAGAUGACCUGCCGCGGCUGGGCCGGGGGGAGGAUGGUGUCUCAGGCACCACGGUGAUGGAGCAGGCAGAGAUGGGCUCCAUGGAGCUAGACCAGGUGGACAACAGGGGGCGCCGCUGGAGAAGGUUCUGCGUGGCAGGACAGGAGUACCACGUCAACAUGAGUGUCCUGGAGCCAUACCUCCAGGUGCUGUCCCACGGAGGUGAGACAGCUGAAGCUGACUGUCAAGUAGCUACUUUGAUCAGCCUGUAAAAUCAACGCUUCCAUAACUAAAUCCAGCUGAGUCCAUAUGGCACAGCAUCUGUUGUGUAGCUCCCACUAUAUGCAUUUGCUGAAAAUGACAGGCCUCAGUGAAAGGGAAUGAUUUUCAGUUGCACUAUGUAAUUCUAUCUGAUAUACAAAACAUUAAGAACUGUUCUUUCCAUGACAUAGACUGACCAGGUGAAUCCAGGUAAAAGCUAUGAUCCCUUAUUGAUGUCACUUGUUAAAUCACCUUCAAUCAGUGAAGAUGAAGGGGAGGAGACAGGUUUAAGAAGUCUUGGAACAAUUGAGACAUAGAUUGUGUAUUUGUGCCAUUCAGAGUGUGAAUGGGCAAGACAAAAUAUUUAAGUGCCUUUGAACAGGGUAUGGUAGUAGGUGCCAGGCGCACCGGUUUGUGUCAACAAUUGCAAUGCUGUUGGGUUUUUCAUGCUCAACAGUUUCCUGUGUGUAUCAAAAAUGGUCCACCACACAAAGGACAUCCAGCCAACUUGACACAACUGUAGGAAGCAUUGGAGUCAACAUGGGCCAGCAUCCCUCUGGAACGCGUUCGACACCUUGUAGAGUCCAUGCCCCGACAAAUUGAGGCUGUUCUGAGGGUAAAAUGGGGUGGGGGUGCAACUCAAUAUUAGGAAGGUGUUCCUAAUGUUUGGUAUACUCAGUGUGAAUCCAUCUAUAUAUUACUGUAUAUACCCCUAAAAUAAUUGUAUGUUAGGUUGAGGAGGAUGGCUUCCUUUGACUAUGAGAUUGUAUCUCUUUUAUGAAUAGCUUUACUGGGCCCAAUCAAGUUACCUCAUCAUGAUGUCAAACAACAACAGAGAGUUCAAACAGAAAUCCAUUUGCCUUAUUUUAUUAGGAUCCCCAUUAGCUACUGCUUAAGCAGUACUUAACACUAUACUAGUAGAGGACAUUCAACAUGUACUCUGUCUAUACUUCCACAGUUGGAACUUGUCAUUCUUCACUAUGUAAUUCUAUAUGCUGUAUCUCAUUAGGUAUGCCUAUGGGUUUCCUAGGUUACUACGGGCAGGCUAUGAAUGCCAUCAUCAUGUUCUCCUCCUGUUACCUACCAGAGAACACGGUGGAGAACUAUGAGUACGUCAUGGACAAUCUCUUCAGGUCAGUGUAGACGGACAAACACCAAAUGGUGUUGAGGACUCAAUUCAAGAUGACAAUCAAAGUACUUUAUUGUUUAUUAUUUGGGUUUGUGUGUGUGUACGGUGCAGGUACAUAGUGGGGACGCUGGACCUGAUGGUGUCAGAAGGCUAUGUCAUGGUGUACCUGUGCAGCAUGGCACCCAGGAAUAAGAUGCCCGCCAUCAAAUGGCUGCGACAGUGUUACACCUCCAUUGACAGAAGGUACAGUACGUUCCUCUUGCUCUUUCUCUCACAAGGUUCCCUCUCUUGUUGUACUGAAAGAGUCCAGAGGAGGGGCCAAGUGUCCCUAUGGUUCUCUGUAUAGCACUGCUGUGUUCCAGGUAUUGGACAGAAUGGGAGGACGUAAUGGGAGGGCUCUUAUUCCUGUCCUAGCUCUGCUUCUCCGCCCCUCGUAUGAAAUAUCACAGGAAUGCUGUAGUGACUCAAGGCUGUGAGGAUCUCUCCAACAGGGUAGUGUAAUGAUUCAGGGCUAUGAGGAUCUCUCCAACAGGAUAGUGUAAUGAUUCAGGGCUGUGAGGAUCUCUCCAACAGGGUAGUGUAAUGAUUCAGGGCUAUGAGGAUCUCUCCAACAGGGUAGUGUAAUGAUUCAGGGCUGUGAGGAUCUCUCCAACAGGGUAGUGUAAUGAUUCAGGGCUAUGAGGAUCUCUCCAACAGGGUAGUGUAAUGAUUCAGGGCUGUGAGGAGCUCUACCACAGGGAAGUGCCCCCUCUGGACAUUCCUCAGAUAACCUCUGACCCCUGCAGGUUGUGCAUGUGCCAAAUCAAAAUCAAAUAGUAUUCUUCACGUACACAGUUUCCAGCAGGUAUAAAAGGUGCAGUGAAAUGCUUGUUUGCUGGCUCCCUCAACAUUGCAGUACAAUAAUCAAUAUCAAUAAUACAAAUACGUGUGUGCGUUUACAAAAGUAUAUCAGAGAGUGUCGGUGUUUCUGCCAGUUGUCACAUACUGUAUCUGUUCUGUUGGUUCUACUGUGAUGUAGUCCUCCUUAUCACUGAGAUGUUUCCAUAGUCCAUAUAAAGGCAGCUCAGUGUUCAGUCUCUGCAUGCCUGGCCAGUGGCCACACUCCACAACAUAACAUUCCCAUACAUAAAGCACCACAGUGGCCUCCCAAUGGAAGACAAUAUUCAUGAAAAACUUCAGGUUGACCAUCAUCUUGCUCUUGGUAUAUGUUAGGGCGGGGUUUCCCAAACUUGGGUGCACGUUUUGUUUUUUGCCCUAGCACUACACAGCUGAUUCAAAUAACCAACUCAUCAUCAAGCUUUGAUUAUUUGAAUCAGCUGUGUAGUGCUAGGUCAAAAAACAAAACUUGCACCCGGGGGGGGGGUUCCAGGACCGAGUUUGGGAAACCCUGCUUUAGGGAAUUAUAGUGCCAAAGGUACAGAUGUAGGAUCUUAAUUUGAGCCAGUUUGCUACAUUGGAAAAUUAUCUUGAAGCAACAGGAAAUGUGAAUUAUUAUGUGGAUUAGAAUUAAUGGACAUUUGUGUAGGGGUUGAUACAUUUUUCGUAAGGGAAAAUCAAGUCGGUAUUUUAAAGUGGAAAUUCCAAACUUUAAAAGCCUUUUUAUACCUCAAAUACACUACGUUAAAAAUGUCCUGCAUUGCUGGAAUGUUAUACUGCAACAGGGUGAUCCAAUUUAGAUCCUCCAUCUGUAGCAUGUCUUCUUUAAGAACUUGGACGAAACCAGACCUAUUUCCAGACACUGGUGUCUUUGAGAAAACCAGCCCUCAGACGUUACCUCACAUGCUCAAUUUGGAGGAAGGAAAAUGCUGUUGCUAUGCGACCGUGAGCUUUUGAAUCAUAUCAUAAGAGUCAGGUCUCAAAGCUGUAUAUCAUGGCACUCUUCCCAAGGCAUUAAGAGGAGAACUACAGAUAGGAUGAACAUUCUUCUUGUAUUGAACUCAAAUAAGGUUGGUGUUUACUGAGGAGUCUAAGUGAAUGAUUUUGUUCAUGUGACUCAGAGAAACAGACCUUGACGUCAGGUUUCUGCCCAUCCCUAGGGGUUUGUUUACGAAAUCACAGACGUUCACCGUGUCCCAUCCAGAGAAUCUGCCUCAGCAACGGUGUUACUCAUAUCAUGUGGUUGUUUCAGCCUACGGAUUUGACACGUGUUGUAACUCACUCUGAAAAAUGCGGACUAAAUGAGUCAUGUAAAUGUAAUGUCUGUGGAGUCAUGGUGAUGGUUCUCCUCGCAGGUUGAGGAAGGAUCUGAAGGGACUCUUUGUAGUCCACCCUGCCUGGUACAUCAAAGCACUCAUCACUGUCGUCAAGCCUUUCAUCAGGUGAGCAGAACCAUUCAAGUCAUAUUUCAUUUUAAGCACGUCAGUCCUCAGAAGAUGAUUCAACGAGUCCCACUGAUUCAACAAGUCCCACUGAUUCAACGAGUCACACUGAUUCAACGAGUCCCACUGAUUCAACGAGUCCCACUCCAUCUGUUGUGAAGAUCUAGCUACAGCAUAUGCCUGUUCCUUGACCGUGCUGAUGUUCACUCUAACCUCUGACCUCUGUGCCCUCCACAGUGAGAAGUUCAGCCGGAAGAUCCGCUUCAUUCACAGCCUGCAGGAGCUGUCCGAGUACAUCCCCAUGGAACGCCUGCAGAUUCCCGACAGCAUCCGAGAGUGAGUGACUGGGUUCUCGAGAGCUAUAUAGCCUAGAAGUUAUUACAAUUUUACUUUUAUGUUGUAGGAUACACUAUUCCCAUAUUAAAAGUGCUUUGUUUUCUCUAGGUAUGAUGCGAGGAUGAACGGAUGA